UUUGAGUACUUCACAUAUACACAUUGCUGGGUGGUGGGUGCUUUUGAACGCAAGAGUAUAUCUGAAUCUGAUACAGCUUGCACUCUCUUUCUCUAUCGUCUUCCAUCUCCAUUUCCAUUUUUUUAUGCGAUCUGAAUCUCUUUUUGUUCCUACAAAAUUAAUUUUAUAAAAAGUUGCAAUCUUUUUUGAAAAUUCUCAACUUGGCCUUUUCAAUUCCCACUUAAAACCUCCAUUUUGGUGGAGUUUUGAGGGAAUUUUCUGUUGUAUGCAAGUCAAAGACCCUUUUUCUCUUCCUUUUCGAGGUGAGUGUCAUCAAUCAUCAUUUUCCACUUUUCAUCUCAAAUGGGUUUUGAUUUUUACAUCUAAUUUCUUCAUCUUUCAACCAAGAACAACCGCUCAAAUGACAAAUAUAGCAAAACUUCCGAUCUUUUCGGUUUCUGGGUUUGAUUUAUGAUAUCCAAUUACCCGCCAGUUUGAUUUUUAGGGUUUGUGUUAAAACGAUGACAUCUAGUAAUCAAGAAGCUGUAAAAAAAUUGGAGUCUUUACAUGUUAUGAAAUCAAAAGGGAACAAGAAAAAGUGGAAAAACGAUGAAGGUUCCGUUGGGUGUUGGAAUAAAUGGGGGUGUCUCGGCAGCUGUGUUUCUUCAAGAUCUAAAGUCGAUAGCUCCACAAGUGGCAUCAGUUCUCAAUUCGAAAGUAAAUCAGGUAACGAUACAAGCAAAGAUCAAACGGUGGUGGCUCCGAUAGUAUCUCCGACCACCAGUGGCGGAAACAAUUUGUCGAGUCCAAAACCAGAAGAUGCAAUCAAAGUUGCUUCUCAACUUCGAAAAUUUGCUUUCAAUGAUCUUAAAAUGGCGACAAGAAAUUUCAGACCCGAAAGUCUUCUCGGUGAAGGUGGUUUUGGGUGUGUGUUUAAAGGCUGGAUUGAAGAGAACGGCACCGCUCCGGUGAAGCCCGGCACCGGACUUACAGUCGCCGUGAAAACGCUGAAUCAGGACGGACUUCAGGGUCAUAAAGAGUGGCUGGCAGAAGUGGAUUUCCUAGGUGAUCUUGUGAAUCCGAAUUUGGUUAAAUUGAUCGGUUAUUGCAACGAAGAUGAUCAACGGUUGUUAGUUUAUGAGUUCUUGCCUCGUGGGAGCUUGGAGAAUCACUUGUUCAGAAGAUCAUUGCCUCUUCCAUGGUCUAUUAGGAUGAAAAUUGCUCUUGGUGCUGCAAAGGGGCUUGCUUUCCUUCACGAAGAAGCGAAAAGACCCGUGAUUUAUCGUGAUUUUAAAACCUCCAACAUUUUGUUAGAUGCGGAAUAUAACGCCAAACUUUCCGAUUUUGGCCUUGCUAAAGAUGGCCCAGAGGGUGAUAAAACUCACAUAUCGACACGUGUCAUGGGAACUUACGGUUACGCCGCCCCGGAAUACGUUAUGACAGGACAUUUGAGUAUAAGAAGUGAUGUAUAUAGCUUUGGUGUUGUUUUACUCGAAAUGUUGACCGGGCGAAGGUCAAUGGACAAAAACCGUCCAAACGGGGAACACAAUCUCGUUGAGUGGGCCCGCCCACAUUUAUUAGAGAGAAGACGGUUUUACCGGUUAAUCGAUCCACGGUUAGAAGGCCAUUUCUCAAUAAAAGGGGCCCAAAAGGCUGCACAACUUGCGUCCCGUUGUCUUAGCCGUGACCCAAAAGCCCGGCCCUUAAUGAGUGAAGUGGUUGAAUGUCUUGAACCAUUACCGGCCCUUAAAGACAUGGCGGGCUCUUCUUAUUACCUUCAAACGGUUCAAUCCGAACGGGUCGGCUCGGGUUCGGAUGGGUCUCGGGCACGGGGUGGGUCGUUUUCAAGAAACGGGCAGCAACAGCCACGGACCUUGUCGAUACCUCGGGCAUCGCCUCAUCACCAUCAGUUUAUUAAGGACUCACCGAAGCCGAAUGAGAAGCAAUAACAAAGGGCACAAUUGGUGUUAAAUUUAUUGUGAAAAAAAUCCCAAUUUGGGAGAAUGUAAUUUAUGAUAUGACAUUUUUAUUAACAUUGUAUCAUAUUUUGUUGUUUAAUUAGUAUGAUGAAUUGAUCGUA
Lactuca sativa (garden lettuce) is the source of this 2059-nucleotide messenger RNA. RefSeq names its product serine/threonine-protein kinase PBL34. Gene Ontology annotation, molecular function: protein kinase activity; ATP binding. The record is from RefSeq and is a predicted model, not a curated record. Gene Ontology annotation, biological process: protein phosphorylation. NCBI's taxonomy places the organism in Eukaryota, Viridiplantae, Streptophyta, Magnoliopsida, Asterales, Asteraceae.